AUUUAGCCACAUUGGAAUAGUUAGCGCGUUUGAUAACAGUUUUGUAGCAGUAAGAGUCAGUGAGCGAGCGCGGUCCGCAUGCUGCCCCCAGGCGGCUGAACUUGGUCACUGCAAGCGAGCCAACCUGUAUACCCCCCUCCUCUGACUUCUCGGAUCUCAUUCUCUAGAAGAUGGCGGACUGCGUUUCCCUGUUAGAUGAGGAGCUCUCUUCCUUUGUCUUCAAUUACCUGACAGAAAACUCUGGAAGCCAGUAUGGGGAGGAGGAGGUCUGCUCGGACCGCCUGGACACCGACUUCCCCGACUUCGACCUCUCUCAGCUGGAUGCCAGCGACUUUGACUCGGUGAACUGCCUAAGUGAGCUGCACUGGUGCAAUGACCAGUCAGACAGCUCCCCCACCUCCAUCCAGUACAGCGCAGGGGACCCCGAACUUUUUGAGAUAGAAGAAGAGAAUGCGGCACUGCUUGCUGCUCUCACAGACAGCCUGGACGGCAUGGUGGAAGACGGGGUGGGGGGGCUGUCUGUGUUCCCCUCGCUGGGGGAAGACCCAGAGGAGGAGGAAGAGGCGGAGGAGGAAGAUGACCUCCCAUUGGACAGUGAGCCAUUCCUAGGCUCGUUGAGCCCAGAGACUGAAGACACGUCUCUACUGAAAAAGCUCCUGCUGUCGCCCCCAAAUGUGCCUGUGGGUCUGGACUCACACAGAGAGAGCAGCGUGCUCCGCAAGACACAGCACUAUAGGCCUGCACGGCCUGUCCUGAAGAGUGAGAGGAUGUGUCCAGCAGACAGAAAGCCAAGAGUGGUCAGGCCUGCCGGCCGUCUCUGCACUGAACUGCACCGCCACCUGACCACCACCCAGGAGGCUGAGACUGAGGAGACACCCUCGGCCGACACUGAGGAAGAAGAGGAAGAUGAAGAGGAGGAUGAGGAAGAGGACAGUGACUCUGAGGAGGAGGAGGAAGAAGAGGAAGAGUCGGGAUCCAGCAGCGAGGUGGAGAGCACGGCGUGCCUUGAGCCGCCCAAGCCUCAGUUCACCUCUGAAAAAGAGCUGCACUCAGUUGUGGAGCUGAUCAAAUACAUGCACACAUACUGUCUGCCCACACGCAAGCAGGCCAGCUGGGACCGCAAAGAGCGUGAGGCACGCAGGGCCAAGGCCGAUAACCCCCCAGCACACCGCAGUGGACCUUCCAACUGCCCCAAACCUGCUGCCCAACCCAUCCCACCUGCAGCCAACAACAAUGGAACCAAGUCCAGAAAUCCCUUCGCCCGCAUGAGGGAAAUCAAAGCCCAUUCGCUGCUCAAGGAGAUGCUCGAGACUGUAACCUCCUUUGACGUGAGCAAGCCUUACAGACUAAACAGCCCACCCUACAGCCACAGCAGAGGGGCUGCUGCAGCCCCUCUUCAGCCCAAAGUCGAGCCCAAAGAGGCCAGCGGCGAGGGCUCGCAGGGGCUUGCCAGCAAACGGCCCAAAAGCCCGGAGCCCGAGGAGGAGGGUUCAUUUUCCGUUCGCCGUUCCCGCCGCCUAGCCUCCUUUCCCAGCCGCUACGCCAAAAAGCCACGACCAAGCCGCUCAGAGCCUACUGGACACUCCAGCGAGGAGGAGGAGGGCUUAGUGAAACACCCUCCUGUGUGUCCUGCUGGUGACAGCACCCAGAAGAUGAACCCGCAGAAGACCCCCGAAACCCCUAACCCCUGCUGCACUGACGAGAAACGCGCCUGCCUCUGUCUGCCGCUGACUCCCAAAUCAACAGGAGACACCCAGUAUGCCAACAGACCCUUUGAGCAGACUCUCUGCGUGGAACUGUGUGGCACAGCAGGACUCACUCCCCCCACCACACCCCCCCAUAAGCCAGUGGAGGAGGAGCUCUUCAAGCCUGAAGGUAAAGUCGAGCCUCCCGGUAAAGGUCCGUGCCCAGCACGGGCUCAUUUACGGAAGCUUCCGGAGCAGACGGAGCUGUAUGCACAGCUGAGGCGCAUGGGCCAAGCGGGCGAGGGGGAGUCCAAACGUGCUUAUGGGGACCACGACUACUGCAUGCUGAACCUAGGCCAUAGCUGCAAGAGGCCUGCAGAGAGUCAGGACAGAGAGGAGGAGAUGAAAGACAGGCAGGAGCAGAAUUCAGAGAGCAAGAGAGGGGGGCAGCAGGCCCACUUGCCCCCAGCCUUUCCCCCACAUGACCUGGAGGAGAUGGGACAGCCCUCACCCGCCUGUUCUCCAACUCCAGAGGCAGACGCCCAAUCACCAGACUCCUGCCAGCCACCCUCACCUUGCCACCAGCUCACCCUCAGUUGUGAGAGCUCUGAGGCAUGCCACCGAGACAAGCAGAGGAAUAACACUAAACAUGAACAAGAGGAUGGGGAUAAGUGCCAAGUGUUCUACAUUCACAACCUGCCGAGCAGUGUCACACAAGCCAUGCUGCGCAAGCGCUUUGAAGCCUUCGGCAACCCUGAGGACUGCCAAGUGCUCGUCAAGAAUGAAGAGCGCUGUGGAGUCGUCACCUUUAGGCAGAAUGAGCUGAGUCCGAAGCACAGGCGGGACUCUGUGGGUCAGCAUGUCGGGAAUGGUGGCCGGAGGUUCGGCAGAAAACGCUACAUAGAUCUGGAUGAGGCGGGACCAGGCCCAGUGAAGAGCAAGUAUGACGCUCUGGACUUUGACACUCUCCUUAAAGAGGCCCAGAGGAGUCUGCAUCGCUGACACGCCUUACAGAGCGCGCCCUGUCCCGCAGCGCCUCCCCACCUCAGCAGAGACUCCACCUCAUGUUUACAUUUUGAACAUUUGGAAUCAGUUAAAAAAAAAAAAAAAAAAAGAAAGAAAGAAAUAAUGGACCUCGUCUCUUCUUACUGAGGACGUAAGGCCGCUGGGGCUUGAGGAUGGAAUCGAGAAAUGAAACAACAGAAAGAGCCGCGAGUACGGCAGACCUCCCUGGCGCACGUUCACGAGGCGGCCGCCGCUGACUCAGAGCGGCCCGGGCUUCUGUAGCAAACCCUUGCUCUCUCUCUUUGUCUCUCUCUUCUCUCUCGGUUUGGUCGUCGUGAUGUGUGUAUGCGUGCGUGUUGUUUUUUUCUUUUUAGUUUUUUUGGUAACCCUUUGUCACUUUUUUUCGGUGGAACUGCAACUUUCACCGUUUUGUCGUACAAGUAUAUAAACUAAACAAUAAUUAGUCAACCUUUGUGGAUGUUCAACUGUGUGUUACAAAAAAAGCAGAGAAAAAAAACACAAAAAAAAAAUCCUGAAAACGCAGAGUUUACAAAUCAAAAAGGAAAGGAAAAAAACUUUGUCUUUUUUUUAAUUGUAAUUUUAGUGCUUCCUUAUUUCAUCUAUGCACUCAAACGAGGUAGUAGCUUGUGGUUUCUCGCUCUCCCCUCUUCUGGCUGGGUUCUGCUGCUGGCUGCCACAGAUUAACAAGCAAUGAUCCAACCAGUUUAGCUGCACUAUCCAUAUUUACCCCUGAAUGAUAUUGCCAUCGAAUAUACAUCUGGUUUGAGAUGUGAGCGAAAUGCACUUGGUGUCCCAUUUAGACUGAAAAUCUGAACAUUUACCAGAAAGAUGAGGACUGGGUUUAUGUUUUUAUGUUGUUUCUGAGUGGAAUGUAUCCCUCAACAGAUCUGAAUGUAGUCUGCCCUGUCGAUCUGUCUUGGUUUGAAAGGUUUUUUUGAAACCUAGUGUGACUCAUCCAGCAGCACAGCCCAUCAAGUUAGCAGGCGUGUCCUUGCAUGGCCCUUAGCUGUUGGAGGUUAGCGUUGCUAGCCUAUGAGAGAAGGGCGGUGGAAAUCUGGGAGGAUGAUAUUUCCAAAGCUCAAUCUCCCGAGAGAUACCUGCGUAUCUCUACUUUGUUUACAUCUCCCUCUCUCAUAAUCUCUCUUUUUCUACUCCUGUCUCAUAGGGGAAAGUCUGCGGGUUUUUUUCUAGCUCUUGCCUCGUAGUAUCAAACUCUGAUUGUUCUCUGUGUGUUUUUUGCAGUCUAAAAGUAUAUCCAAGCGUGCUGUCUCUGUCUUUUGUCGGGUCCCAGGUUGGGCUUGGCCCCUGAAGCGUGCUGGAAGUAGAAGUCUUUUCGCUCCGGCCUUCGCGUUUGGUUUUUUUUUCCAUUGGGGAUCAUUGACCUCAGCCUGUGGAUCCUGUACAGUGGAGCUGUGUGUGUGUGCGUGUGUUUUUUGUGCGUAUGUAUGUGUUUCUUAUGCAUUAUCCCUGCCUCUCCCCUUUUAUCCGAUCGCCUCCUCAGCAACACAACAGGAAACUGAAUGUUUACAUCACUAAAAUCCUCCUUUGACUUUGUUCGAGCGCACACUAAGUACAACACGCCUUAUUCAGUGUUAAGGCUAACCCAGUCAGGACGUGCCUUCUCGGCCUACCCUCCUAGGGCACUGGACGCUGAUCUACACGCUCACUUCGGACACAGCGAGCGCCGUGUCAUCUACAAUAAAAAAGGAAAGAAAAAACAUCCCACGCAGGUCCUGAAAAAACCUGAACGAGUGUUUGUGCUUAGUAUGUAUACUACUAACGUGGGAGAAUGUGCUGGUUUACAUAAAUCUAUAUAGAUCUAUAUAUAUAUGUAGGUAUAUAUUGUGUACAUAGCACUGUGUCUAAUGUAAACAUGAGAGCGACGUGUUCACGUGUUUUCAAAAGCUGGCGUGUCUAUUAGGGCAAAAGUGAAGCAAUGAUGCAAUUUGUCUGGUAAGCAAGGUUGAGCAAUACAGGGAGGUGCAGAAGGGAAUUUUCUAUGGAUGUGGCUUCAUAAGUCAAAAGAAAAAAACUUGUAAAAAGUAUCCCUUUAGAAGAAAAAAUCUUUUCUGUUUUUAAUUAUUGUAAUUAAGUAAUUUCUCUUAUGUUUUUGAGCAGAAUCGAUGCAAUACAUAUUAUCUAAGAGAGCCUUUUAUUGAAGAAGUUGGUCUAAAGUUAUUUGGAGCAAUCCUUGAAACGAGAUAUUGUACUGCUAGAUACAGUGAAAAACAGUGAACUACUGGAAGAAUAAGUGGUAUAUACACCUCGAAUAGCAACUGUCCAAGACAUAAUCCAUAAACGGAGCUGUAAGCACUGAAGUAUGCUUGAGGUUGGGGGUUUUCUGUCAAAACUCUAUAUAGUAUUGCCACUUUCUACUGGUACUCACGUGGACAACACUUGACUGAAUCCACCUGCACUGUCGUGCGGUAUUAGUGGAUGAGUACGAACUGUGACGUGUGACAAGCAGUGUGUAUGUGUAUGUAUGUGUAUGUUUGCGUGCACUUGUAGACCUGCUGAAUCCUGCGCUGGGUCACUCAACGGGUCUUAUGAGAAAAUAAACUGACAGCCCAAUCUCACGAGGAGAGCCUUAAAAACAAAAGGGGGAAACAGCUAUCUAGCUUUUAAUAAUAAUGUCUGCUGUCCUUUAAAACUCCAAUCUGUUUUCUUAAGUAAACUUUUUCAAUACAGCCAUAUUAUGAAAGGUGUAUACAGUAUAUACAUAUAUGAAUAUAUAUGUAUUUGGGUUUGUGUAGAUAAAUAUAUAUAGAUGAUAUAUACAUUAUAUAUAAAUAUAUAUAGAUGAUAUAAUUUCUUAUGAAGAUCUUUGACACUUUUGUUCAGCGUUUGAAAGCACUUCAGUACAUUUCAGCAUUCAACAUCAGUUUAGAAUGUACAGACUGAGAUAAUCCAAAUUAAAGGAAAAAAAAAAACAAAAAAACUUCCAAAGGGAACCCUCUUCAAAAUGCAAUACACCUUCAUUUCAGCAAUCGCUAUAUGAGAGAAGUUGACCAAAAAAAAGAUACAUUUAAUGUUUGUACAGGAAUAAGUGCAGUAGCACAUCAACUCAAUUCAUUUCACGAAUGAAUGUUGUGAUCAGCCUUGUUUGUGUGGGAGCGAGUGUGUGUGGGUUAUUGGAGCGUGUAUGUGUUCAUUGUUAUUGUAAUAAACGUAAAGGUAAAAGACAAAAACAACAAAAAAUACAAUACCACUUUAAAUCUUGUCACAUCUAUUACCCUAUCAGCUCAUCGUUCACAGAGUAUAUUGCAAUAUUGGAAAGAAUAUGCCCACUAAAUCACCAAUAAUCGUUGUAUUUGGGAUCUAUUUAUAUUGUCUGUGCUAUACCAUGAUCACAAAUAUCGAAAGUGCAGUCCCAUUUUGUGUCAUUUUGUUGCCAGAGCUUGGGCUAUCAGAAUCUCUGAUGUCUUUGUGUAUCCAUGAAGCCAGUGAUGGUCGUAGUCUUGCUGCUUCGAGACUUUGUCUUUGGUGGAAACAAAAUCAGCGUCAAAGGGCAUACAUUGAUUUCUUUUGUUGUUUCAAUUCAUUUGAUUUAUUUCGAGUCUUUACAUCUAAUGGCUAUGAAAUUCACUGAUUUUUUUUUUUUUCCUUUUUUAACUUAGUUUUUUUGGUAUUUGGUAAAUACGGCUAGUAAGAUUUUAUAUUUUUACAUAUAUUGGUUUUAUUUUGAGUUUGUUCUUUUUUAUUUAUAUGCCACUUAGCUUGGAUGUCUUUUAAUGGUGUUUUUUUUUUCUUUGUAUUGUGUGAUUUCAUAUGUCUUGAGAAUGGAGACAAAAUGCAUUUCAGUAUUUUUGAACUGUUAAAAUCUAGUUUCACAGAUUAUCUAUACAGUGGAAAUUAUCUGAUGUUAUAAAUUAUAUUUUAAUUCAUGUAAAUAGUUUAAAGAGAAAAGACGAUGGCUUCCUUUUAAAACUGAAUACAUUUCUCUUCUGAGAUUGUUUACAUUAUUAUUAAACUGUAGAAAUUGAUCCUCAUAUACUGUAAAAGGUACAUAUAUUCAUUGAUUUGCCUCCAGAAAAUAAAAGAAAAUCCUAAUGAACAACGUA
This is a messenger RNA of Pygocentrus nattereri (red-bellied piranha), 6772 nucleotides long. It is a transcript of the gene ppargc1b, whose product is annotated as peroxisome proliferator-activated receptor gamma, coactivator 1 beta. Gene Ontology annotation, cellular component: nucleus. Gene Ontology annotation, molecular function: transcription factor binding; RNA binding. Gene Ontology annotation, biological process: positive regulation of transcription by RNA polymerase II. The transcript has 12 exons. The record is from RefSeq and is a predicted model, not a curated record. The coding region runs from base 171 to 2687 and encodes 838 amino acids. NCBI's taxonomy places the organism in Eukaryota, Metazoa, Chordata, Actinopteri, Characiformes, Serrasalmidae.